Triticum aestivum (bread wheat) is the source of this 1230-nucleotide messenger RNA. RefSeq lists its product as uncharacterized. The record is from RefSeq and is a predicted model, not a curated record. The transcript is spliced from 5 exons. Lineage: Eukaryota; Viridiplantae; Streptophyta; Magnoliopsida; Poales; Poaceae. Bases 410 to 1000 code for a protein of 196 amino acids.
UCAUCCCGGAACGAGCUCUCCCCAACAGCCGACACGAGUCGCGCGGCGGACUAGGUUUGCCGCCGCCGGUCGUCCUCAGGUGCGUCCUACUCCGGCGCGUGCCCUGCUCCUUCGCCCCUAGUCCAGGUCAACGCCUUGCUCUACAGCCCGUCGUCCCCCGCCCCUGCGCACUGGUUGAUCUCCUCGCUGUGCUCCCCAGCCUGCGCUCCUCCGUCAUUGCCAAGUCGUCUACGGAGACUCCUUGCUCCUUCACCCCGCCCUCUGGUGCUUCGAACCCGAUGGCCGAGAUGUCUGGUGAACGUAAACAAUUGGAUCUUCGUGCAAAGGUUACUAAAAUGGUGGUCGAAAUACAUGGUGCUUACCCGGAUCCAACUCUGGAAGAUAGUGAUAAAAAAAAAAAUACAACUCCAUGGUGGGUACAAUUGUUCUGGCGACACCACACUUCUGCUUCGGGGUACUGAGACGUUCUCUAAUACAAGAAGAUGGCAUCUACACAAUUAAGUGUGAUGGGCAAAGUAUUGAGAUUAAAGCCGAGGAUUUUGUUUCAUCACAUCAUGGUUUUUUUGCUGGGUUCUAUAUUUAUCACAACAAGUUACCAUAUGAUAUCAAGAAUGUGGCUGCAGUUGAAUUUGGUGAAGAGGUUAAAUUGUUUGAUGUGGUUAACCUUUGUGACAUUACAGUUGGACGCUAUAAGAUGUUCAUUGACAUCACAGAUGGUCAUGUCAUGGAUGUAAGAGUAGGAGACUUUGUCCAUAAUUGUGCUCAUAGCUUGCACACUGCCAAUGGUUCACCCGUUUUUUCUAAAGACGGUGAACUUGUUGGCGUAUGUAUUUUGAACCGACAAGGCCCAUCCGUGGCUCUAGACGCGGCGAGAAUAAAAGCCGAGCUGAUGAUGAUACAUGAAUCCAAGACACUCAAGGAGUUUUUUGGAGUAGUACGGGAAUCAGCAGGAAUUGCCGAGGCAUCAGCUGCAGCCACGGUACAGCCUGGAGCGCAAUAAGCAGUUCUACAUGAGAGAAGGAAGAGCAAGGGUGACACAGCUUAGAUCAAUUUGCAUGUGCCUAUUCUUCAUUGGACUUUGCUCAUGUCAUGUUUGCAGGGAUAGUAAACACUAUCUUAAAAUGACCGACUUGCAGCUCGGAACAACUAGAAGUAUUGCAUGCUUUUGUUGUCUACUGUAUUUGAGAUAUUUAAAUUACUGCAUCCUAUCGACAACCAUUUAUUUCUUUA